AUGACAACCCAGGGCGCACCACGAACCACGGACUCAUAAUAAACAAUAACCAUGGGCUUUAGAAACACCAAAUCCACCUGUAUUUUUACUGUAAUGCGUUAACACUUAAAUUUAAGAUUGGCAGCAUCGAUAUCUGCGUUCAUCUAUGCGUAAAUGGAUUCCGACGCACUGGAAUGACAAGCGCUUUGGACUGGAGAAGCGAGAAAUAGCUGGAAUCCAUGCAAGUUUUCAGAUUUUAUCCAGCAAGACUAGCAUUACAACGAGUAUGUUGGAUGCGCUGAUGGAACUGUAAAUUUGGCACAGAAGAAGGGAAGUUAACGCGGCGGUAGUGGUGGUAGUGUGGGAUUUUGGUUCCGCUAUUUGCGCCUUUUUAUCCGUGUUGAUUUUUCUUUAAUGUCACGGUGAAGGGACAGACUGAUCGACCCGAUGAAAUGUGAAAAUGUGCGAGGCGGUUGUGUGAGGAUCAUGUCGAGUAAGAGUGCGGAGUGGCUACAGGAGGAGUUGGAGAAUGGAGCCACAUCGCUGCUCCUUUUGGACUGCAGAGCGCACGAGCUUUACGAGUCCUCCCACAUUGAAUCAGCGAUAAACCUGGCGAUCCCGGGCCUCAUGCUUCGCCGGCUGAAGAAAGGCAACCUACCCAUCCGAUCCAUUAUCCCCAAUAAUGAGGAUAAGGAGAAAUUUGUCAAGCGCUGCAAGACAGACGUGGUGGUGCUGUACGACGAGGCGGCGUCUGAGAGACAGGAGUCCGGGUUGGGGAGCUCCGUUCUGGGGCUGCUCCUGCACAAACUGCGGGAUGAUGGAUGUAAAGCUUUUUACCUGGAGGGUGGCUUCAACAAGUUCCAGUCGGAAUACCCAGAGCACUGCGAGACCAACCUAGACUGCUCGUGUCCCAGCAGUUCUCCUCCAGCCUCGGUCCUGGGUCUGGGAGGUCUCCGGAUCAGCUCGGACUGUUCGGACGGAGAAUCGGAUCGAGAACCAGGAAGCGCCACUGAAUCGGAAGGCAGCCCAUUACCAAGCAACCAACCAGCAUUCCCGGUCCAAAUCCUGCCCUAUCUGUACCUGGGUUGUGCCAAAGACUCCACCAACCUGGAUGUGCUCAGUAAAUAUAACAUCAAGUACAUCUUGAACGUCACGCCGAAUCUGCCCAACAUGUUUGAACACGAGGGGGACUUUAAGUACAAACAGAUCCCAAUCUCAGAUCACUGGAGUCAGAACCUAUCCCAAUUUUUUCCAGAGGCCAUUUCAUUCAUUGACGAGGCUCGCUCCAAAAAGUGUGGUAUUCUGGUCCACUGCUUGGCCGGUAUCAGCCGCUCCGUCACCGUCACCGUGGCCUACUUGAUGCAAAAGCUCAACCUCUCGCUCAACGACGCCUACGAUUUCGUCAAACGCAAAAAGUCCAACAUCUCCCCCAAUUUCAACUUCAUGGGCCAACUUUUGGAUUUUGAGCGAACUCUUGGCUUAAACAGUCCUUGUGACAACCACACGUCAACUCCUCCCCACGACCAGCUGUUUUUCACCACACCGACCAAUCACAACGUAUUUCAACUGGAUACGCUGGAGUCCACAUGAAAACCAAUUGAAUCUCGCCUUCUGGAAAGAGGGUACGGCUUUACACAGAAUGGCUGCCUAUUAUAAAGGUAACAAGGCAGUUUUGGUGAAUGUUUUGGCUUCUUGUAGCUUAUAUGCUAAGAGGCUAGCAUCUGAAAGCGCCAUUGACGGGAGAAGAUGCUCUCAAAUGCCAAGUUAAGAAGAAGAUUUUUAACCGAGAGAGAUGCUAAAAGGUUAUGGCCAUAUUUUCGGCCUAAGUUGACUACAAUAACUCACAAUAGACCAGUGGCUAUUGAAGACUUUGCAAAGCUUUAUAUACAGUAACAUGGGAUCAGCACUGCACAGAUUUUAAUGGACGUAAUGUUGUGUUUCUUGUAUAAAUUUGACUGGUGCCAAGUGGAGAAUCCAGGAUUUACUCUAAAUGGAAAUGUCACUCUACGGAAAAAGUAGAGUUUUUAAAAACCAAGGAAUUAACUCUCAUUAACGAUGUAUGUAUGUGUGUACUGUAUGUACUAAUGGUGCAUACUGUAGCAGUCCUUAACCAGUAUGUCGUUAUGCAUUUUUGUAACUUUUGCGUAUUUACACACAAAUCUUAUAUAUAACUACUCUAUAUAGUAUACUACAUAGAAGCUUAUCUUUGUCCAAAAGCGUUAAUCAAAUAAUGGCUUUUGAUUGUAUGACUAAAGGACUGUGGCAAGUCCAAAAUCCCUAUAGUGAUUAAAGCGCAUAUGACAGGCUUUCAUGUUUUGGUUUGAUGGGAUUGUAUCUGCAACUUUACUGUUUUUCAUAGUUUUACAUCAGUCAAGUGGUAGUGAGUGGAAAAAAUGUGAAAGAAUAUAUAUAUAAUACAAAAAUACAGGAAGUGGAGGUGAGUUCUAAAACCAAACACCUCUAUCAACGUCAUCAACAUGGAAAAUUUCAUUCAAAAUGCAUUGACAUUUGCCGUCAUUUAUUUUUAUUAGUGUAAUUAUAACUAUUGUGGUGGUAAAAUGAUAAACCACCAAAAUCAUAAAACCUAGAAAUAUGUUUGUAAUAUCUAAACUAUAAUUUCGUUAACUGUUUUUUAGUGAAAUGAACCUGUCAUAUGCACUUUAAACUAGAAUUUUUCAUCCAUUUUAGCUUAGUACCAAGACCUAAUGCGGUUUGCACAGUGCCAUUGACUUGUUGGCACUUGACGCGCAGAUAAAGAGGCGUUUGAGAGGAGUGGAGGAGUGGAGGAGUGGAGGAGAGGCCAGUCCCAGGCCGUGACGUGCCCAGACAGCUGCACUCGGAGGUGGGGAGGGAGCAGGAACAAGCCCUGAGCAUGACCAGCCACCAGCCACUGAGGAGAUGUGCCCAUAGGGUUAGUCACUACAACUGACGAUUCAAGUGGAGAUGCCAAAUUUACAUGAUCGGGAGCACUUAAGCAUUACUAAACACUGCCAAGUAAGGAUGAAGGUGAGCCUUCAUGUGAUUCACAAGGGGGAAAUUUUUGUGUUGCAAUGCAAAGUACAGAAACAGCUGGGUGGUAAAAAUAUGCUGUCAAAAUCAAGUUAAUAAUUUCAGAAAUACACCUUGAAUCUAACAUAAUUUUAUCAGCAUAUUUUUUAUCAUCUAUCGAGUGAACUAAACGCAACUAGAGGCACUUCUAUGUACAGUAACGUCCAGGCAAAUGCUUAUAUGAUUUAUUAUUUUAGUGCAUAGGUGGAUAAGAUUAGCCAUCCAACAUAUGCCUUACCCAAUACGUGGCAGUGUGUAGUAAUGUCAAAGUGUUGCCAUAACGACUCACCCAGUUCCUACUUCCUCCUUCCUGUCAUGUGACUGUUGCCCAACUUCGGACUGUUCCUUAUCACCAGCUCUUUCUUCUAAACAUAUGGGUUUUACUCAGUUAUCUUCCUCAUAGUUUAAACUCACUACUUUUGCCAAAAUUACUCAACGGUAGUAAACUAGUUUCACUUUCCCCCAGUUAGAUUGGCCAUAUUUAAACUGAUCUUAAAAACAAUUGGCCAUUAAGCUACAGUAAUUUAUAUUUUUAUUAUGUAUUUUUCUCUUUUUCUCAUAGUUCAAACUGGGACUGGUCUCACUUACUAUAGCUGCACUUAAAUUCAUUAUUUCUUCACUGCUUCAGCCAAAAAUCUUAAUAUAAUUCUUUUCUUUCUAAUUAAAUUAAACCCCAAAUUUUAUCCAAGAAAAUUGAGUUGAUCACCCUUACGCCUUGGGUAUUAUUAAACAUAGAUAUAUAUUGAAAAUGAAAUAUUUAUAUACUAUAUUCUAGAGCUAAUAGUAAAGAGAUCUAUCAUAUUUUGUAUACCUGAGCAUGCCAAGGUCCUGUGUGCUUUUUGGUACAUUUGAAUGGGAUGGCCAACAGCUAAAUCAAGUGAAAAAGACAGAUAAGAAUAGCUUUUUUUAGCAUUGCGAGUUUCUUAGACCCUAUUCUAGCACUUUGAGAUUAAUCAGUAUUUUAGAUAAGAAAAUGUUUGAUUAGUUUCUCAUUUGAAUUAGACAGCAUUAUCGAAUUACAAUCAAAUUUGCAGCACUUAAUUUGAUAGCACUCAGCAAGUCAAAGUAUAAUAGCCCUAGUUUUUCAGUAGUUAAGCUAUUGAACUGAACCAGUAAACUUCUGGUUGUGAGAUAAAUGCUUUAUAAAUUAAGCCACAAUGCCCUUAUACCUUAAAAUAGUGAAGACUUUAAGUAACUUUUCUCAUAUACUAACACUUAAUGCCCUGUCUCGCUACGGUAAAGCGAUCAUUCUAAAUGAUCAGCAACAUAGCUAGUAUAUCACACUAAAACUAAUGCCCAUUAUGGUUUAUUUUAGUAUCUAUGGCCCUUACAAUGAUAAAUAUAUAGUUCAAAGAAUCAGGUUCUAAUCAGUCAUUCCUCUACUGACCCCUUGUUUCUGUGGUUAGUAAUGUUGACCCUAUCUUGCAAUUUCGCACAGUGCUUUUAAAGGAAUUCUGAAUUUGGAGUAUGAUUCUCCCAGUGUAAAGCAUUUUUUUUUAAGAGGCAUUGUGUCAUUUUUCUGGUGUCAGGUCCCAGCUCCUUGUCUCCAUAGAGAUGUUAUAGCUUUACCUGAGAUAUUCCACAGUAUGGCAUUAAACAUAUAUCUUUAUUCAACCGCAAAUGCUGAUGAAAAUAUGGCUCGAAAAAUACGCAUUCUUACUGUGAGCGGGGUCGCCACUCCACAGAUCUGACCUGUCUCUAUGGAAACAGAUACAUUUAAUGCCAUACUGUGUAACAAAUAGCAAAGUAAUAACAUCUUCAUAGAGUCAAGAAAGUGGCAAACCCUCCACUAGAAACUUUACACCGUACAUCUUUAAGUUGUUAUAGCAACCAACCAAACUAUUCACACAAAACGAUUAAAAAGUAACGUUGUAAUUUCAGUGGAGUCAAAAAGAAACAGUGAAGUGAUAUUUUUAAGGGAACAAACUGGAGUAAUGUUUGGUCAUAGCUGGCCUUAUAACUGUUCUUAUAACUGUUGACUGUUCUCACUAUAAACGUGUAAAAUGUAAAAUGUUCGUUGAAUCAGAUCACGGGUCACACGAGGUCAGCUUUGUUACUCUGCAAUAUAUCCAAACUUUUACGCAGAAUUUUGUAGAUUUUUUUUUCGUUUGUUUUUGUACAAAUUUUCUGGAAAAGUAUAAAAGCUCUUACAGUUUGUGGACUAAUUUUUUGUGUCCAAAGAGCUAAGUCAAAGCAUGCCAUUGAUUCACAGAGAAGUACAAGGUGUGUCCAGGAAGUUCAGACAUGUAUUAUUUUGAUAUCUAUUUUAAUAUAUAAAUGAUGUGUAUUUUUAUUUGCUGAAAGUUGGAUGCUUAAGGUUAGUAAUCUGAAAAAUCUAUUCUAAAACUAGUAUCAAAACUAUGUAUUCAUUUGAACAAGUAUCAACAAGAUCACAUUAAUAGGACACAAUUGGACAGUUAAAGGUCUACUAUGUCCCUUUUCUGCUUCCAUUUACUUGUCUCCACAGAGAUGUUAUUUCUUUGCAAUGUUCCACAGUAUGACAAUAAACUAAUCUAUCUUGCAUUUAUUAAAUUACAGGUAUUUUUAUUGCUAAAAAUACCUCGAAAACAUUGAGUCUUACUGUGAGCUGGGUCAACCUGAUCUGUAACUUGACCAGGUGGCACCAUUUCCUUUUCUCCAUGGAGAUAGGUUUAAUGUCAUACUGUGAAACAUUCUAAUCUAGAUAGAGCAAUAACACCUCCCUAGAAAUAAGCAAGUAACGGAUGCUUCACGCUACACAGUGCACCUUUAUUCAACUGACAGAAAGUAUUAAGGUGGUAUACAAAGUCAUAUUUUUUACCCAUGUCAACAUCAAAUUUUACGUUAUUGAGAAAAAAAAUAAUUUCUCAUCUGUACUAUUGUUACUUUGUGGACACACCUACUCUACCACAGAGGAAUCCAGAUGUUUUUGUCUUGUUUGGAUAUAAUGUGCUCUAUGCUAUUCCUGUGGCCUUUGGAAUAUAUAUCUAUUAUACAUGUUAUGACUUUAUAUGCAAAAGUUCCUCUCCUUUUAUAGCACCUGGGAUGGAGAAUAAUAAUAAUAUCACACAUAGCUUGAAUGGACUAAACCGUCAGAAUCAUAUCACCAUCUUACACACUGGGGUCUCGAUCACUCACAACUUUGGAUCGAGAUUUCACAUUUUUGUACUGACGAAGUGGCCCAUCUCCAGUUGUUUUCUGGUGUUUUGUGUCUUUGUAAUAAUGAAAGAGAAACUCUGUCUUUCUCUGUUUUGUAAAUUUGGUCGAUCAUGGGAACGGAGAGUUUCUGUGUCCUUAAACUUGUAGCUACACUUUGGUAAGAAUGUUUCACAGGGAGGGGCUAUGUGGGUGUCAGGGCUUGGUGGUAACUAACUGGCUGCACACUGGACAAUUACACUUGAGUUUCAAAAUAUAAUGCAUUUUAUAUCCCCCAUUUUUGUUCACUUGAACGUAGAGACAGCGUAAUUCAGAAAGCUUCAUCUUAAAUUUGUGUUCUGGUGCCUUACAGUAAAAGCAAAAUCGAUCAGAAUUAAUAUCAUGACUCAAAUGAUUUAAUCCUUUAAAGGUGGAUUAUGUAACUUUUUUAGUCUGCCCUGAUUGCCUCCGUGCAGUUGUUAUUGUUUGUCUGGAAUGUUCAAUAGAGUUGCGCUAAACAUGGUAAACAGGUGUUAUUGUUAAAAAUAUAUUGAAUGACAAUGUAAAAUGCCAUAGUGUGGAACAUUCUAGGCAGAAAAUGAACAUCUCAAUGGAGAAAAGCAUUUGCCUUCAACAGCCUUGGCUUUUUGGUUACUACGAUACUCCAAAUUUGCAAAUUGCUCCAAAUUUGCCCUUUGUAACUGCAAGCCUUCAUGAGCUUCAUUUGUCUGGAGCCAAACACCAUGGGCAAUGUCACACUCACUUAGUCUACUUCUUUCUCCAGUUGAUAGUUAGACUGAAUGUGCGCCAAACAGUAAAUGUAAUCCUCAGACUGGUGUCCGUGUGAGCCCAGUUACAGUCCAGCCCUGCAGACUUGUAUAAGGGACGGUGCAGAGAAGGAGCGUGGAGUGAAUGAUUAAAACGUUACCUCAGUGAGGAAAUUUUCAGGGAUUUUUUUGACAAUGCAUCUUUCUUGCAUUAUGUUACAGCUUCAUACUCUGGUUGAAUCGCUGUUUUGUAUUGUGCUGUAAACAGUUUUUAAAGAUGCAAUCUGUCUGUGUAAAAUAUGAGGCAUGAUAAACCAGGGCAGUUCUGUGACUGAACCAAUACGAUUGUCCCCAUGUAUUGUACAGUAUAUGAAUACACAUGUUUAUACUGCAAAUAAAUAUUGAUAUUUUUUUCUUUAA
This is a messenger RNA of Boleophthalmus pectinirostris (great blue-spotted mudskipper), 7328 nucleotides long. It is a transcript of the gene dusp7, whose product is annotated as dual specificity phosphatase 7. Gene Ontology annotation, molecular function: protein tyrosine/threonine phosphatase activity; MAP kinase tyrosine/serine/threonine phosphatase activity. Gene Ontology annotation, cellular component: cytoplasm; cytosol. Gene Ontology annotation, biological process: negative regulation of MAPK cascade; protein dephosphorylation. The record is from RefSeq and is a predicted model, not a curated record. The transcript is spliced from 3 exons. Lineage: Eukaryota; Metazoa; Chordata; Actinopteri; Gobiiformes; Gobiidae. Bases 427 to 1569 code for a protein of 380 amino acids.